This is a messenger RNA of Loa loa (African eye worm), 1659 nucleotides long. Its product is annotated as patched family protein. Gene Ontology annotation, cellular component: plasma membrane; cytoplasmic vesicle membrane. Lineage: Eukaryota; Metazoa; Nematoda; Chromadorea; Rhabditida; Onchocercidae. Gene Ontology annotation, biological process: molting cycle, collagen and cuticulin-based cuticle; transmembrane transport; endocytosis. The transcript has 13 exons. The record is from RefSeq and is a predicted model, not a curated record. Gene Ontology annotation, molecular function: transmembrane transporter activity. Bases 1 to 1569 code for a protein of 522 amino acids.
AUGUGUAAUAUGCUGCAAGAAGUUGGUCCUUCGGUUACAAUAACCACGUUAACAAAUGUACUAGCAUUUGGGGUGGGAAUGCUUUCGCCAAUACCCGAAAUUCAAAUUUUUUGCAUCGGAAACGCUACAGCGAUGAUCCUUGACUUCAUCUACCAGAUAACAUUAUUUGCCGCCAUAAUGGUAGUGGUAGAACGUCGUGAACUACAGAUCGAAAAGUCUAUGCAUUCAAUGGAACGUAAGAAACUUCUUUGGAUUUUACUAAACAAAUAUUGCUCUAUUUUGUGUUCCACAUCAUUCUCCCUGUUUACCGUUGCUGGUUUACUCUUCUACUGGUUGUUGUCUAUAUAUGGUGCUCUUACUAUCAGUGUUGAACUGAAGCCUGAGAAACUGAUAAAGCAUGAUUCAGAUAUUGUUAAGGUCUUACAACUACGGGAUGAAUACAUUAUGCCGUAUUAUGCUCCAACACUUAUCUUCGUGGGUAAGCCAGGAAAUCUGAACAAUUCUAAUAGCAUUCGCAUAUUGCACAAAAUUGUAGAUGAUUUCGAAGCACUGCCGAGUUCGGUGGGACAGACAGCAACAAAAUUUUGGCUAAGAGAUUAUGUAGAUUUCAUUGCUGAUACAGAACGAGUUUCAUUUGACGAUUUAGUUGACAACAGUCGUAAUAAUGAUGCAUAUGAAUUUCUGGACAGGAAUUUAACAGCAAUUAGCAUCAAACAGUAUGAGAUCCAGAAUUUCCUUGCAUGGCCAGAGUUUCAUUAUUGGAAGGGAUUCAUGCAAUUCGAUCUCGAUAAACAUGGUACAGGGUAUUUGAAAAGUUAUUUCUUCAUGAUAUCAUCGCAUUCUGAUCUCGGAAAAUGGUCUAGUCGUGCAAAACUAUUGAAUCAGUUGCGAAAAGUUGCCGACCGGUAUUCAAUGUAUGAAGUAAGUGUUUUCGAUGAUGAUGCGAAAUUUCUGGAUAUAAUCGAAACACUAAUGAAUCAGACAAUUCAGUCAUCUGUCUUUACAGUGAUCUUUAUGAUGUUUGUUUGCUUCCUCUUUAUACCGCAGUGUACUGCAGUCAUCAUCGCUACAUUCUCCAUUUUAAGUAUCUUCAUUGGUGUACUUGGUUUGCUAUCGUUAUGGAAUGUUGAUUUGGAUCCAAUCGUUAUGUCAGCCUUGAUAAUGUCCAUCGGCUUCAGUGUCGAUAUUCCAGCUCACGUCACUUAUCACUUCUUUCGAGCUGAUGAGGACACAAUCGAAGCUUCCCUUCAGCACUGCUUUGGAGCAAUCGGAUUUCCAGUACUGCAGGCUGCAUGCUCAACAUUACUUUGCGUGCUCAGUCUUCAGUUUAGCGAUCUUCAUAUGGCCCAUGUUUUCGUGAAAACGAUGGCACUGGUCGUAAUAAUUGGUUUUAUACAUGGUUUAGUCGUAAUACCGGUAUUAUACAGUGUUAUAUCCCGUAUUCGAUAUCCAAGAAGAAAGGCAAUAUUUGAUAUCACUGCUACAACCUGCCCAAAAGCCAUGGCAAUAUCAGAAGAUAUAACUGUUACGCUUGCAGUUGAUGCAGAAUUGAAAAUUUCCGUCCUAUGAGUGUCUUUUUUUGUUUUAAAAUAGAUACCAAUUUCUUAUAACACUAUAUUUUUCCACAACUUGGUUACUUUCAACCAGUCUUGGCAAGAG